CUGUAGUCUCGGUGUGGAAUCUCGUAGCUGUUGCAUUUAUUUUACAGCAGCAUGGAAGCCCAGGACCCAAGCAGUUACUACCUGCUUCAACCAACCCAAGCCUAUUACCCAUUUUCAUACCAUCAAAUGAUGAAUGUGCCUUCGAAUAUGGAUCUAGGAAAUGAGCAGCAGACUCUGCAUCCUCUAACUGGUGUUCCAGCCCAUGAGCUGCAGGCUUUCUCUGGGAUGGCUGCUAACGAACCUCAAGUGCUCCAUACCCUCACUGGAGUGCAAGCCCAGGAACCUAUAAAUGGAGAGAUGCAAGUCCCAGAGAUGAUUCCAAAUCUUGCUGAAGCAGAACCCACAACGGGCAAGCGAAAAAGAGGCAAGGCUCCAUCAGAGCCAAAACCAAAAAAACAAGCUGCAAAGAGUGCGAAAGCUCCAAAAUCGUCUGGGAAGCAAGAGAAGAUCACAGAUACUUUUAAAGUGAAAAGAAAAGUGGAUCGUUUUAAUGGGGUCUCUGAAGCUGAACUCAUGACCAAGACUUUGCCAGACAUUCUAACAUUCAACCUGGAUAUUGUAAUUAUUGGGAUCAAUCCAGGUCUUAUGGCAGCAUACAAAGGCCACCAUUACCCAGGACCAGGAAACCACUUCUGGAAGUGUCUGUUCUUGUCUGGACUAAGUGAUAUGCAGCUUAAUCAUCUAGAUGACCAUUCACUUCCAGAAAAAUAUGGUAUUGGGUUUACUAAUAUGGUGGAAAGGACGACACCAGGGAGCAAGGACCUUUCAAGCAAGGAAUUUCGGGAAGGAGGGAGGAUUCUUUUAGAAAAGCUGCAAAAAUAUAAACCUCGUGUAGCAGCAUUCAAUGGAAAAUGUAUUUAUGAAAUUUUUAGUAAAGAAAUAUUUGGGGUAAAGAUUAAAAAGUUCGAAUUUGGAAUCCAGCCACACAGAGUCCCUGAAACAGACACAGUUUGUUAUGUCAUGCCUUCAUCGAGUGCUCGAUGUGCACAGUUUCCAAGAGCUCAGGACAAAGUCCAUCACUACAUUAAGCUAAAGGAGCUACGAAACCAGCUCAAGGGAGUAGAAAGCAGUCGGGAAGUCCAGGAAGUGCAGUACUCAUUUGACCUGCAGUUAGCACAAGCGGAUGCAAAGAGACAAGCUAUAAAGGAGGAAAAAUAUGACCCUGGUUACAAUGAAGCCACUGGAGAACAAUUCAAUGAGCAGACAACAAGCGGGGAAAGUGGAAUGUGCAACUUCUCAACAGAUGCCACCGUAUCAAGCAAUCCAGAGUUUAAUGGGCAAGGUCAAAAUGGACAAUGGAUUCCCCAGCCUGUUGCUGAACAGAUGUCGACUUACAACCACAGUGGCGAGCAACAGCAAGGAGGGAGCAACGCUUGAGACUGGGCCGAGUUCCAAGCUAUGCAAACGCUGCAGUUUUAUUGCAGUCUCAAGGAACCGAACCUCAGUUACAUAACUGAAGCCUUUAUUUUAGUUUUUACAUUUUACCUCUCAAUUUUAUUCUAGUGAAAUAUUAGUGUAGCUCUUACCUAAAAUUAGGUAGUUUUAAUGAAUUAUACUACAUUUUUUAGGAGAAAAGCAAAAAAAAAUUAGAGUAGCCUUUUUGAUUUUGUUUUUGUACAUUUGUUUUGUAUUUAACUUCAACUGUGCAAUGCAGUUAUUCACAAACUGCAUGUCCUGGACCUUUUGAUAAAAUGCUUGAGACAAGGCAGUUGCCACUUGUGAUUCCACCAAGUGGAGCCUUUGUUUGGAUAUAUAUAUUAAGGUCGGUGCUAUAAUGUAAGGACAUCACUUGUACUGAAUAUUAGAGCCACACGUUAUAACUGGUUCAGCUUAAUGGGUCAAGAUACUUAGAGCUAUAGUGAAUGACAGUAAAACAACAUGAUGCAGUUCAGUCAUAGACUUGCAGCAGAUUCUGCAUAUAGUAGCAUUUGACUAAGGUGCUUGUGCUGUCAGUUGUUUAGUGGAAAAAAUAUGCAGAAUUGUUUUUUUUUCUUUUUUUUUCUUUUUUUUUUUAUGGAUCCUCUCUGAGAUAUGGGCCAGCCUGUAUCCUUUCCAGGGUAGCUGAAUCUACUUUCAGAAGAUCCUGAAAGUCACACUGUGCAGGAAGGGGCCAGGUCUUGUAGUUGUACUAUGGUUUACAGGAGCACAGUUUAGGCAUUCCUGGAGUAGGAGUAAAAGACAUUCUGCAUAGAGUGAAAUGCCAUGCUGAAGAAAGAGUGAAAUGUCCUACAUAUUAUUUUUCUCUUACUAUUCCUACAAAGGUGUUCUGUGUACUUGAAAUAUAUAUAUAUAUAACAAAAUAAUUUAAAACAUCUGAUUAUUUUUUUUACUGUUAUUUUAAUCAUUCAGUGUAGGUUCCUAUUUAUUGUCUUAAAGUUGCAGUGCAUGCUCAGUCACUGCAGUGUAUUAACUUCAGACUUGUGUCCUGAGCCGUUGAUAUAAGGACGAACUCUGAGAAGCAAAAGGUACUGCUGUUUCUUCACAGUCUGAGAUAAUUCCCAAUAGAGCCUUCCCAGCUUGUGGCUAAGUGACUAUUCCGUAGUGAUGUAUUUUAUUUCACCUUAUCAGGCAAAAUAUUGACCUGAUAUAAAAACUCAGUGAGGAAAUCCAUUUCUUUUUAAAGUAAACUUUACCCCUAAGUGUUGCAGGUCUUUAUAAAAAUAUAGUCAAUUGAACAGCCUAUAUUUAUAGCAAUGUUUCAAAUUUCAACUUUUAUGGUGCAGUGUAGAACUAAAUAAAUGGGGACAGAAAUGAACUCAGAGCAUUGUAUUUGCUAUUUUUCUUCAAUAUUUACCCCCUUUUUCCCCUUUAGCACAUAAUAAGAUUACAGUAUGUCACCCUGCACCUGGUUUCAAGGGUUGCCAGUGCAGAAAAUAAGCAUUACAUUUAAGAUUUACUUUAGCUCAGCCUAACACCACUUUGUCCCAUUCCUCUCUUAAAUGGCUACUUGCAGUGAGCAGUGUAAGAACCUUUACUGCACAAAAACUGGGUUCCUAGCAUGACGGUUGUGUAAAGCUCACAAGCAGCACUCUUGGUCAGCAGCUAGUGAUCUCACAAAACAGUAAAGCUGGUUCUAUAUGAUAGAGUUCUGCAUCUGUUUAGAAUACAUGCAUGGAUUUGAGGCAGAAAAUCCCUGAUUCCCUGACUGAUGAGGUGCAGGUUCUAAUCUGGAAUUUGUCCCCCCACUUUUCUCCCAAGGAAAAUGAUGAGGUUUUUGAACCUGAUUGAUCCACCUCCCAAAGUGAAGUCCUCUGUAUACCCCCUAUAUGAUCAAUUAUCCCCCUGAGCCAAUGAAUGGACCAGCCCAAUUUGUCCCAGCACAUAAGUGUUCAAAUAGGACAGAUUAAUGUAUUGUGCCAUCUUAACUUGUGAUCUUAGAUUAGAGUGAGAUGCCUACAUUCUUUUAUGUAGUGCAGAGCUAGUUUAUUUUGUGCAUGUUUUGAGAACAAUAUGCAUUAAACCCUGUCUAAGAGUCUGAGCAGAGGAUGUAGCUUUUUCUGUACAUAUUCAGAUUCUUACACUUUUUUUUUUUACACUUUUGUUAAAACUGGACCAUCAUUUGUUUCUAUUAAUCUAACUAGUGGGGGCAGAUUAUGAGUUCAGGUACAGAGGCUUGGCACCUCUGGUUGGGAUAUACAAUGCAUUUUUUUUUUUUUUGUUUUUUUUUUAAAUGGGUGAAGAGCCCUUUUAAGCCUUGGGUAUGUUUACUUCAAAAUAAAUAUGUUCGGGUGCAGACUGUAGUAUUCCAAGAUGAUAUGUAACUACUCUUCUGUGGGUUUUAGUACUGACUUGCUAUAUGGUUUGUGUGACCACUGACUGAAUAGGAAAGAGCCCAGAAUAAUCAGACAGAUCUGGCCUCCCAAUCACUGUGCUUUCCAGUAGCUAUAAUUUAUUGUCCCUUGUAACAUAUCUCAAAUGCCCAUAUAUCUGUCUCUGAAGUCUGCAUUGGAGAGGCUUUUUUCUGUAACAAGCUACUUAUGCAUGCAAAGGUCAUUGUACCCACCUUUUUUUGGUGCCACUCAUGUCUGUAAGUGGGUACAUAGCUGGAGUCACCAUGUACAGGUAACCAAAACAAUAGGUCAUAGCUAUGGAAAGAGAUGGUUUAUGCUGAGUAGCAAUACCUAAUAACUAGAUAUGAGCUAACUGGACAUAAUGCACAUUUAUCAGAUUCCUGUAUCAUGGUUAAAUCUGUAUCAAUUAGUGAGAGACCAGUUCUUAAGCAAGCCCUAUGAUAAAGAACAGACACUGCUAUCUGGAUUGAUAGUAAUAAGGGAAUUAAAGAGUUUAGCCCUUGAUUAUUUUGUGACUGUGUUUAUACGUAUGUGCAAUAGAGACAAACCAUGCCUAUGAUUAUUUCCUACAUGACACACAUGUACUGUUGGCUUUCCAUUGCUGAAUUACCACUGUUAUUGUUUGGGAACUAUUGUAAAUGUGGUCAGUCACUUUUUUACAGAAUAAAAACAUUCAUGCA
This is a messenger RNA of Xenopus tropicalis (tropical clawed frog), 4471 nucleotides long. RefSeq names its product thymine DNA glycosylase (gene tdg). Gene Ontology annotation, cellular component: nucleus; nucleoplasm. Gene Ontology annotation, molecular function: DNA binding; DNA N-glycosylase activity; mismatch base pair DNA N-glycosylase activity. Gene Ontology annotation, biological process: epigenetic regulation of gene expression; base-excision repair; base-excision repair, AP site formation. The record is from RefSeq and is marked validated. NCBI's taxonomy places the organism in Eukaryota, Metazoa, Chordata, Amphibia, Anura, Pipidae.